AUAUUAACGUCUCAAUAUGGCAGCAGACCGUUAGGGUUAUUCUGCUUUGCAAAUUAAGUUAAAUUAUCUCAAUCCGAUGUGCCCAUCUUGUUGAUGUCGUCUAAUCUACUGAGCAAUAUCUGCAAAUCUUCUAUUUAAUUCGUUUUCAUUUAUAUUUAAGCGAACCUUUAGUGCAAAGUUCCACGUACGUAUUCGGAGCGCAUGCGUAUACUCUGCCACACCUGCAGCAGACUCGAACUCCCCGGUUGCAGUCAUGAGCUUGGUGAUAGAUCAGGCAGCUUGAAGUCGGCUAACCGAGCGAGUCGAGCUGUCGUUUCGAUCGUGCAUCGAUUGGUGAGCUUGCCGCCGAUGGGUGGUGGUUGCCUUGUGGCGCGGCAGAUUUGUCCGCGUCCGGCGUUUUUGUAAAUUGCAAGAUAGAACAUGGAAGAUUGUAACUGAUAUACGUUAACGUUUUGUAACAGGAUGUUGCCUGUUUAUUAAUGGGAAAUGCCCUUGAGAAAUGGAAGCUCUUUUCUAUGGACACCUUCCAUGAGGCCUAGUGCGACGCUGGACAACUUGAGUUGGACUUGAUUGCUUUCUGUCCUCGCUUCAGUAUUCAGUUCCAUCUGUUACUAUGGCCAGUGUUCACGAGAGUAUGUUUUUUAAUCCUAUGAUGGCGAACGGCGUGGUUCACGCAAACAUUUUUGGAAUCAAAGACUGGGUUACCCCUCACAAGAUCUCAAUCCUGGUUUUGUUGCACGAAAUGGCCACUUGUAAGGGACAAGGAACACCUGAGGUUGAAACGAGACGUCUCCACAUGAAUAAAUUGAAUUUACCGUUGCUGCAGGGUCCAGACAUGACAUUAUUUCAAUUGUUGAAGACUAUUGGAGAAUGCUGCCCUAAAUUAGCAAGUUCUGUCUGUACAAGAGUGAAGUUGAUGGCUGAAGGAGAGUUGAAAGACAUGGAAAACUUCUUUUUUUCCCUACAGCAUGUUUUCAAUGGUACUGAACCAGCAGUUCACAAGACAAGUGUCAUAGGUCUGUUCCUGCGGCACAUGAUCCUAGCUUACAACAAACUGUCCUUCAGUCAGGUUUAUAAGCUUUACACAGCUUUACAACAAUAUUAUCAAAGCUACGAAAAGAUGUCAUCAAGAUCUGCAGAAACAGAAGAUACAGAUAUGGAAUUAACCUCUUUAGAUCUUGAAGGAAAAAUGGAAAAAGAGGAAUUAGAAUUUCCAUUAAGAGAUGAUGAAAUUAGUGACAGAGGACCUUUAUCCCAGAAACAAGCUGAAUAUUUCCUUGCUCAACAGGCAUCAUUGUUGAAAAAUAAUGAAAACAAGGCUCUUUCGCCAGCUGCUCUCCAGAAAGAAUUGAAUAACCUACUCAAAUUUAAUCCUGAUUUUUCGGAAGCUCAUUAUUUGAGCUAUUUAAAUAGUCUCAGGGUACAAGACUACUUCAGUGCAAUGCACAGCCUCCUUCACUAUUUUGAUCGGCUAAUUCUUACUGGCAGUGACAGCAAAAGCAGUGGAGAGGAUGGGUUUGGACGAAGUUUACGAUAUGCAGCCCUAAAUCUUGCUGCUCUGAACUGUAGGUUUGGCCAUCAUGAACAGGCCCAAUAUGCUUUACAGGAAGCUAUUCGCAUUGCCCAAGAAUCCAGUGAUCAUGUUUGCCUACAGCAUUGCUUGAGUUGGCUUUACAUAUUGGAACAGAUGAAGGGAUCAGAUAAUGCAGUUCUUGUUGAGCACUCUGUGAAAAAGGCUGGGCAACUUGGUUUACCUUACCUGGCUUCUCUGGGCAUCCAAUCACUAGUGCAACAGAGGGCCUUUUCUGGAAGGUCAGCAAACAAGCUAAUGGAUGCUAUGAAAGAUUCUGACAUGUUGCAUUGGAAACAUGGACUUUCAGAGCUUAUUGAUGUAAGCAUUGCACAGAAAACUGCAAUUUGGAAAAUGUAUGGACAAAGCACAAUGGCACUGCAACAAACGCAGCUUCUUCUGUACAUGCACAGUUUGGAGUCCGUAAACAUGGAUAUCCAUCAAAAUAACACUGAGGCAAUGGCUGUGGUACUUUGCCACUUGGCAGAACUUCAUGCAGAACAGGGUUAUUACUCAGCUGCUUCUGAAAUCCUGAAACAUUUAAAAGAUCGAUUUCCUCCCCACAGCCAGCAUGCAAAGCUAUGGAUGCUAUUUGACCAAAACAUACAGUUUAAUCGAGCUAUGUGUGAUGGGAAGUACCACAUAGCUGACUCCCUAGUUCCUGGAAUAGCAGCACUUAAUGGGCCAGAAGGACUGUAUAGGAAAGCACUUGUUUUGAAAGCACAGAAUCAGAUCACAGAAUCUUACAGACUUCUGCAAAAACUAUUAAUCCAUUGUCAGAAAAAGAAGUCUACAGAAAUGUUGAUCAAAGUUCUUAUUUUGGAGGCUGAGCUUUUCUGGCGUUCCUCAUGUCAUGCAGUGGCAGUUCCUUUACUCCUAAAAGCAUUGGGUCUAAGUCGUGAAUAUCAUUUGGAGUAUCUAACUUCAGAAGCCAUCCUGCAUUUGGCAUUUUCACAGCUAAUGCUUGGAAUUCCAGACCAAGCUUUGAAUGUUCUGCAUCUGGCUAUUGAACCCAUUCUGGCUAAUGGAACUGUCUUGGACAGAGGACGUGCUAUGCUGCUAUUGGCAAAAUGUCAGGUUGCUUCUGUAUCCUCUUGCUCUAUUCAAGAAAAAACUGAAGCUUUUGAAUCAGCAAUUCAAAAUCUGAAUGAAGCCAAGAUAUAUUUUGAGAAGGCAGAUUCCAAUGAGCGGAUUAGAGAAGUCCUUUACUUGCAGGCAAGACUGUUCAACACUCUAGGCAAGACGAAAGAAAGAAAUAAGUGUGCUAUGAUGUUCCGUCAGCUACACCAAGAAUUGCCAACCUAUGGAGUAGCUCUUCUUUCAUAAUGCAUUUUACUGCAGCUUAAUAUGAUAGAACCAUUCAGCUGUAAAAUCGUGACAUGGAGCUUCAUAAGACAGAAGAUGGCUGAUAAAUAAUUACUGACUUUGAAAGAGAAAAUUUGAAAAAUCUAAUUUUCUAUAAAGUAAGAGUAUUGACAGCAGUGUAUUGGCAAAUUAAUUGUGCUGUAUCGGCUUUAAAAAAUUGGGGUUUGGUCUGGGCUUAUUGCAGUUAUGGAAGCAAACAGACUGCUUUACAGCAAAUCAUCUAUUUAUUUAUGGUACAGCAGUGCAGUGAACUACAACAAACUCAUCUUAAGUGCUUAAAAUGAAUCCCAGUCACUUAAGCAAUGUGAUCUCCAGGUCAGAUUGACUGAGAGAAUCUAUUCAAUCAUCUCUAUUUUGUUUUGAGUCUAAAGUUGCUAUGUGAAACCAUUGAAAAUGAGAUGGACAUAGUAUAAUCAAGUAUAAAAUUUAAUUGUUUGCAAUGAUUGUAACAACUUCCUUUUACUUUUAUAGGUUAACAGCCUAAUGUAUAACUGUUGUAAAAGCUUGUAGUUCUCGCAAUAUUUUCUGUAACAUAAAUAACAUGAAUGCUUUUAAAAAGUGUACACGAGGAAUUGUGAUAGUCCUGAAAAAAUAGUUGCUUUAUGAUUUGAGGCAUCAGUUUCUGUUCAUUUUUGUAAGGUACUGUAUAUUCCACUCCAAUUUCAAUUAGUUAAUUUGGUACGAUGUUUUAUUAUUAACUCAUUUUAAGUAUCUAUAACUGAAGAAGGCUAGUGAGUACUUUCAAUGCUAUGGCAAUCACAUUGCAAAAUAUGCUGUUAUGGCAACCAUGUUACAAGGCAUAUGUUUAUAUUAUGUGAGACAAAAUUAGUUUGUAGCAUUGUAUUCUGAGCUGCAAAAUCUCAGAUGUAAAGAGACAUAUUGCAAGCCUGAGACCGUCGUCGUCAUUUAAUGAUUCCAUUUUCAAAAUGUCUAUUGGAUUCUGAUGCCAGCUUGUUGACAAGGUAGUUGCUGAUUAAGAAAGAUGGAGAAUUUGUCACAGUACUUCAGUUUUUCAGCAUCUGCAGUAUAAUACUGCAAUAUUCUGCAGUAUUUUACUGCAACAUUUAGUUAGUGCCUUUCUCAAUCUCUGUCAGGAACUUUUUAGCCAAUACAUUUACAGCAUAUUCACUGUUAUCAAACAGGAAAUUAUUGCAAUGUCGGCAAAAUACUAGAGCAGUUUUACAUUUUCGAUCAACUGAAAAGAUUCUUUUAAAAUAUCCACUGUGUACCUGCAGCAGGUGUGCAAGGUAAACCACGUGAACAAAAGUAGUCUUUAAAGUUUAUUUGCAAAAUCUUCAUUUGGGUAUAUUUCAAAAAUAUUUGUGAUCCUGGUGUACAUUUGACUACAAUAUAAUGUAUCAUUGAGGAUACAUUGUCAUAGAUGUUUGUAAACAGCGUGGGGGUGCUUUGAGCUCAUGGUGAAGGCAUUUGCCUUUGCAAUCCAAGAAUGAUACAGUGAAACUCUCCUCCUGAAUGCAAGUGCUGGAACUGAAACAGUUUGGGUAUUCUGUCUAGUUCUUAGUUGGUGUCGGCCUAAUGAAAAAAACAGGUUUGUAUAGUUACCUUACUAAGAGACUAUUACAUUUGGGCAGCAGAGGUUGCUGUCCAAUGUUGCAUUUGCGACAAUAUAAAAGAUGUUUUUAUAAUGCAAAUGAAUGGUGUUUUUCACAUUGUUAUUCAAAAUUAUGAAUAUGUUGCAUUUCAGAAUACCUGACACAAGAAUAAAUGUGUCAGCAACAGAAUUAAUCAUCUAUUCUAUAGUGUGUGAUAAUGAAUGGAAGCUAUGUUUCCAGGAAAUGAUUUCUAGCACCCCAACGUUCACAUAAACAUUAGGUAAUCCUUCAUCUUUUAAGCGGCUGAAGUGUUCCAAUUAAGUUUUGACACAGUUUAUAAUGACUGGAGAAGACAUAGGUAAUCUAUAGUCCAUAAUUGGUUUCUGAGUCCUGACUCUUUAAUUUUUUUUUACAAUCUUCACUGAUUUUUUUUGAAAGCUGCAAAAUUUUAAGAAUAUUGUCUGCUAAUUAUAAGGGGUUCCUGGGGUAAAAGUGGUAACUUCAGAGUUUCUUGAUCAUCACUGAGGGAUCUGAACUUGGUUCUGAUAAUUUUCGGAAUGCUUCUCAAGUUGUUAGAAAGCUAUCUGCAAGGACAGGGCCAUCUGUAAGUACUGGUUUCAGCACUUCUUCAGACAUCGUUAAUUAAACUCCAACAUACCCAUAUAUAAACCUACAGUUCCUGGCUGUUGGGUGCAAGCAUCUGCAUUCUGGCUGAUGCCAAAUAAUCUGAGGAAUGACUUAAUUCCAGUUUAUACUUUGCACUACUCUUUUUUUCGGCUAGUGUCCACAUACAGGACAAAUCUAAAACCACUCCAAAAGGUAAUUUGAGAAAUCUUCAUGACUGAGUUCAUUUACAUGAAAAGAACUACUAAAGUCACUUCACAUGCUGGUGAAAUGAAUGCAGGUACUAUGUUGUAUAUUGCAUCAUGUGUUCUGUAAAUGUACAUUCUGAUUUGGCAAAAGUUGUAACUUUAUGUGGUUACCCCAAGGCUUGCAUGUAUUAU
This is a messenger RNA of Pristis pectinata (smalltooth sawfish), 5492 nucleotides long. It is a transcript of the gene anapc5, whose product is annotated as anaphase promoting complex subunit 5. The transcript has 18 exons. Lineage: Eukaryota; Metazoa; Chordata; Chondrichthyes; Rhinopristiformes; Pristidae. Gene Ontology annotation, biological process: positive regulation of mitotic metaphase/anaphase transition; protein K11-linked ubiquitination; anaphase-promoting complex-dependent catabolic process. Gene Ontology annotation, molecular function: protein binding. Gene Ontology annotation, cellular component: anaphase-promoting complex. Bases 614 to 2896 code for a protein of 760 amino acids. The record is from RefSeq and is a predicted model, not a curated record.